AUGUGGAGUACUUGUGAAGACUCUGAGAUUAUUCAAUUUACCCAUUUGGAAACUGACGUCAGAAGAAGAAACUGCAAAUCAAGUAAUAAAACAGAUUCAAUAACUUUAGACGAGGACAAAAGUGAACAGCUGGAAAUAGACUUUUCUACCAUCAAUUAUAACGAAGCCAGCUAUAGUAAUUACAUUUCUGGAGGGGGAAAUAAUUUAUCAGAAUACAGCAACAAUAAUAUAGCAGAUCAAGAGAUUAUUGAACCUUAUAGUACAGGGUGGGACCAGGACUCAGAUUCUGAAAUAUUAGUAGUUAAAGCUACAUCAAAUAGUGAAUAA
This is a messenger RNA of Entrophospora candida, 327 nucleotides long. The record is from the annotation of a GenBank genome assembly. Lineage: Eukaryota; Fungi; Glomeromycota; Glomeromycetes; Entrophosporales; Entrophosporaceae.